GGGCAUCGCAUUUCACAUCUGGACAAAGCAGCAGCAGAUGUUGCGCUUCGUGUGCUCCGUUUCCGCGCUGUCAUUGUUUCCGUUUCCACCCACGAGAAGACACUGCCUCGCGCCUCCACACAAACUGUGGAGCAGCCUGUAUCUCCUUUCCUUUCUUGUUUUCUUUUUUUCCUUGAAUCCGUUACGUGCAGUUUGGAGUCUCUGAAGCGAUUUGAGGAGAUACUUCUGGUUGAAGAAUGGGGGACAUCGAGGCUCCCAGCUCUCCGCCGAGCCACACCGCCACACUGCUCUCUGUUCUCCCGAGCAAAGAGUUCGCCUCGUCCAGGAAAGGAAUGCUGCUUAUUGCUGAAGUGGUUCUCUCCUUCAUUUCGUUCGUGUGCUUCGCCGCGUCCACUGCAGCCGGCUUCGUCACCAUCCCGCUGGUGGAGUUUCUGGCUGCUCUCUUCUUGUUGUUCGCCUACUCCACCAAGUUCUACGAAAGGUUUCAAAGCUUCUUCUGGCCUCUUAUGGAUUUCAUGAGAUGUGUGACUGCCUCCAUCACCUUCUUCAUCAUCUCCAUCAUCGCAGUGUCCAAAUAUGUGGAUGAGCCUUCUAAGGCUGCUGCGGUGUUUGGAUUCAUCGCCACCAUCGUGUUCGCUCUGGAUUUUUACCUCAUCUUUAAUGAGCUGGCCGAUUUCCUGAAGCAAAGAGAUGACACACAGGAUGAGCCGUCAAGACAGCAAGAUGACUCUUCAGACUCCGACUCAGACUGAGACCAGGACGGAUCCUCACCAGCCGACACAAAGUGAACCUUUUGCAGUCGAAGCUGCUGGUUUUCUACCCACGACAAGGUUACAUUAAUACUGUCCACUGUGGGCGAUCACAUUCAGGUCACACUGACUGUAAUUAAAGCAACACUAUGUAACUUCUGCUGGAUAUGCUGCAUGUCAUUGGAGCAAACAAAUCUGGGUUCAGAGCUUGCUAGGCCUCAUUGCUAAUUUGGCCGUUUCAGUUGCUAGCUAAGCUCACUAAGUUACACACUUCUUACAUUAACAAAAAAGAAUGUAUUAAUAUGUUAGUCUGACUAAAAGCAGACUUUUAAAAUACAUGUUUGUCUGACUGAAAUUGUUCUAAAUUGAAAUUCUCGUUCUUUAAACCAACACCCAGGGAGUCGGAGCAGUUCCCGCCCCGGGCUAAGAAGCUGGUGAUAAACAACAGUGAUGUUUUAUGUUCUAUCAGCUUAAGGAACUGCAUAUUUCAAGGUUCAUAGAUGGUAGGAAGACUUGGAAUGGCGCUUAACACGCGAACAACUAUACUAGCUGCAUGCUAAACCAGAAACAACCUAAUGCUAACAAGCUUAAAUCACUGGGACACUGGGACAAGGACAGUCGUCUUUUUAAACGACGUAGUCAUGCAUGGAAUGAAGUGUUUCUACCCACUCAACAAACUUAAUGACAAAUAGAACCCAGUGAGCAUCAGCAUCAUUUUAAAGCUGUUAUUUCUUUUAGAGGAAAAUCUUGCAUAGUGUUGCUUUACUUUGCUGCAUUCUGUUUAGUUUCUGCUGGAGCCAAAAUAUGUUUAACGGUGAAGAACUUGGAUGUUGACGUUCUUCUGCUGAACGUUUCACGCAGGAAUUUAAAGCCAUGUGACAAAUAUGCCGAUAGUAACUUACUUUUACUUUCUCACAGUGUUUUCCAAACUUUCUCUAUGGGGGGGGCAAUUUUUUACAGAACUGUCAAUCACAAAAUCCAUUGAGUGAAUUACAACUUCCUUUUAUGCACAUUAUUUAAAACAUAUACUUGCAAAUCUUGCCUGAAAUUUUGGGGAAAUUCAGCUACUUGUGAGGGGGGCAAAAAAAAUCUCCCGUGACCCAUCUGUGGGUCCUGACCCAGACUUUGGGAGCCACUCAUUUUGAAGUACUAUUAUCAACCUGUUAAGUUAAAGGUCCAGUAUGUAACAUUUUGGAGGGUUUAUAGGCAGAAAUGUAGUAUACAUACAUUGUGAAGCCAAAGCUUACUGUACUGAAGAAGAACAUCUUUUGUGUAUACCAUAAUACCGUGAUGCUGUUGUAGAGUGAUUUGGAAGAGUCCACCGUGUAUUGCAAUCUGCAGUCUCACCAUCAGAUGUCACUCAUUCUCACACACUGGACCUUUAAUUGUCAUUAAGCUGUGAAAUUGUUUGUAUGGACGUGUGAGAUCGUUUGUAAAUCUGACAUAAAGACUAACAAUGACCGACGCACUGUGACCUUCAUUACAGACACAGUGAACACUUUAAUGUCCUCGGUGAAUAAAUGUGUAGGAUUACCACUAGUCAAGUUAACAAAGAUGUGUAAACCACGUUAAACAUGUGCUCAUGAGUGUGUGUUUUCCUUACAUCAAUGGAGGAUAGUAUUUCCUUAUUGGGGCUGUCACUUUUUUAUUCCAAAAUCAAUAUUAUUUGGAAAGUGGGAUGUGAAGUUCACGUUGAAAUUUUAAUUAUGGGCUAAAAGAUGUACAUCUACAUAAAGUUUCCCACCAUAUCAUAUGACAGUGAAAGCAGCAGCAACCAAAACAUUUAGGAUAAACUGGUUCAUAAAUGUGUGUUUCUGGCAAAAAAAGAUGAGGAAUUAAGGUUAAAAGCUGUUGGAGCUUCCUCCUGUUGUCAUAUUUUUGUAAAAAGUCAGAUUUCAAAGCAACUUUCUCUGGGUCAUUUCAUUGUGAGAUCAUCAGUGUUUUUGGUUGAGAGCUUUUUAGGUUAAAAACACUGAUGACCGUGUGUUUUUCAAACCAAUUCAGUUAGCCCAAAGUGUGAGGGCGUCGCUGCCUGUCUGCUGUGUGUGAAUUAAUAAUGUCUUUUUUGUUUUGUAAAAUAUCAAAUAUGUAAAUUAUUGUGUGUAAUGAACGCCAUAUUUUCUUGCUUUUCUUGCUAAAUGUUUGCCGCUUCAGUUCUACUGAGAAGCGACUGUAAAUGUAAAAUUUACAGUUUUCAUGUGGGAUUUCAACUGCUGUGAGCGAUUUACACAACAAAGUGGCGAUAGAUACCGUCAUCACUGUGCCUUCAAUUAGACAGUUUUGUUCGUUGGGAUAUCGAAGUGCCUUAAAUAAAACAGUUUGUGUUAAAUGGUAA
Messenger RNA from Solea senegalensis (Senegalese sole), 3084 nucleotides. It is a transcript of the gene cmtm3, whose product is annotated as CKLF-like MARVEL transmembrane domain containing 3. The record is from RefSeq and is a predicted model, not a curated record. The transcript is spliced from 5 exons. Lineage: Eukaryota; Metazoa; Chordata; Actinopteri; Pleuronectiformes; Soleidae. Bases 237 to 752 code for a protein of 171 amino acids. Gene Ontology annotation, cellular component: membrane.